CGGCUUCAGAUAAAGUAGAGAGCUAGAGAGGGAAUUCUGGUGUUUUCCAUGGGGCUAAAGCCGUUUAUAGCUCAAUCCCACAGUGACAGUUUCUUCUUUUUUCCUCUUAUUUGCUUCUCCUUAUCUUCUUCUCUUCCCAUCUUUCUUUCUCUCUUUGCGUCCUUAGAUUAGGUUUGUCCUCUUAUUAAUGUUUAUUUUUUGUCUCUUCUCCUCACCAUCUCUGGUUUUUGUUUGUUAAAGUUCCUGUUUUGGAUUGAAUUCGUUGCACAGAAGUUGAAGUUUUCAAGAAUUUAUUUUUUUUUUCUUCUUCUUCUCUCUUAUAUGUUGUGGGUUGUUUUUGCUUGAUUUGAUUCCUCUUAAUUUGAAGAUCAGAAAAAAAUCAGUUUCCUUCAUUCGGGUUUUCUAUUUUCUGAUUCAAAAUUUCUAACCUACCCAACAAAAUUAUUGAUUUUUUUUCUUUGGUUUCUUGUAGUAGUUCUCUCUGAUUCAACUUUUUUUGUUUUUCUUUUCUGGAAAACUGGUACUGUAGAGAGCUGAAUCAGGAGGACAUGAGUGCAGUACUGUUGCAUAGGAACAGAAUUUUAUAGGAGAUUUCUCCUCCUCCAUUUAGUUGGAAAAGAAAAGCAGGAGAGGAGACAACUAAAGAGCCAUGAAUAAAGGGCAGCAGAUAGGUUCCAUCAGCAGUUCUGAUCUAAUUGAUGCAAAGCUUGAAGAGCAUCAGAUGUGUGGAUCAAGGCAGUGCCCUGGUUGUGGACACAAGUUUGAAGGAAAACCGGACUGGUUGGGUCUUCCAGCAGGAGUGAAAUUUGAUCCAACAGACCAAGAACUGAUAGAGCACCUUGAAGCCAAGGUUAUUGAAGACAAAGACUCUAGAUCACACCCUUUGAUUAAUGAGUUCAUCCCCACCAUUGAUGGAGAAGAUGGUAUUUGCUAUACCCAUCCUGAAAAGCUUCCAGGAGUCACGAAAGAUGGAUUAAGUCGACAUUUCUUCCAUAGACCCUCCAAAGCCUACACAACAGGAACAAGAAAGAGAAGGAAAAUACAGACUGACUGUGAUCUACAAGGUGGCGAGACCCGGUGGCACAAGACCGGCAAGACAAGGCCGGUGAUGGUUAAUGGGAAACAGAAGGGGUGCAAGAAGAUUUUAGUUCUCUAUACAAACUUUGGCAAACAAAGGAAACCAGAGAAAACCAACUGGGUAAUGCACCAAUAUCACUUGGGUCAGCUUGAAGAAGAGAAAGAAGGAGAGCUGGUUGUAUCAAAGAUAUUCUAUCAGACACAACCUAGACAAUGUAAUUGGUCUGAUCGGAGUCCAACUACAGGCGAAGGGAGCGGCGAGCAGCCUAAUAAUAUAAGAGAUAGUGGCAGUGGGAGCUGUUCUUCUAAAGAAGUUAGUACUCAUCAAAGAGAUGAUCAACUCUGCGGUGCUGGGACUGCAAUAUCAAGCUACACUGCCAUGGAUAUUCAACAAAUGAAAUCUGACCAUUUUAGCUUUGUUCCCUUCAGAAAAAGCUUUGAUGAGGUGAGAAUGGGAGAAGCUUUAAAGGCAAGAGAAGCAUCCACAUCUGGCACGUGCGAUGAGCAUGAAGAACCCGAGCACCAAAGAACACAUCAUCACAUGGCCCAUGAAUCACAACAACAACAACAACAUCAUCCUCAUCAUCAGCAUCAUCAUCAUCACCAUCACCAGAUGGCAAACACGGCCUUCCAUGUCAGCAGGCCUACCCAUCCCAUCUCUACACUCAUUGCUCCUCCUCUUCAUCACACCUCCAUUGUUCUUGAUGAAGACCCUUACCAUGUUUCAGGAAUACUUCUCCAAAAUGAAAAGUUUCAGCAACAGCAACAGCAACAGCAGCAGCAGCAUCAAAAACUGGGGGGGAGGUCUUCUUCUGGUUUGGAGGAAUUGUUGAUGGGUUGCACUUCAACUGACAUAAAAGAAGAGUCAUCCAUCACAAACCCCCAAGAGGCAGAAUGGCUAAAGUACUCAUUCUGGCCUGACCCUGACAACCCGGAUCAUCAUGGGUAGAGCAAAAACAAAAGAAAUAAACCUAACAGACAAGAUUUUGAUCAUCUUCAUCAGUACUGAAAUCCCUCCUGUCAGCUCUUUUCCAGAAGAAACCAACAAAACUUGGGAGGGUUUGCUCUCCUUUCUUACUUUCUCUCCCUGGGGUUUGGACAAGUUCUGAUGGUUGAUCUAUACUAACUGUACAAUAAUCCAUGUUGGAAAGAAGUAAAGAAAGAAGAAAAGGGAACCUCUCCUUAGAGAAAGAAAAGGCAAGAAAGAAAGAAGGCUGCUCUUGCUGACAAUGGAAGGAGAACCAAAGCCCCAAAGCAAACAAGACAUGCAUGAAAAUCAUCACCAUCAUGAUUACAGGAAGAUCUUUAACACUAUUCUUAUUAUUUAUUUUUUUAAUCUUUUAUAUAAUUUUUCUUUUUUUACCAAAGGCAACAACCGAAGGGACUGUGCAAAAGAAUCUUUCUAUAGUUGUUUGUGAUUGUCACUUGUCUUUUACCAAAAAACAAAAUAGGAUUUUCACUUCUCGGAUUAUAUAGACAAUGGAUCUAAGUGAAGUUUCUAAGGUCAUUAGAAUAUGAAUUUGAUUGAUUUUAUAUCCUGUUGAGGUAA
Messenger RNA from Macadamia integrifolia, 2626 nucleotides. RefSeq names its product NAC domain-containing protein 75-like. Gene Ontology annotation, cellular component: nucleus. Lineage: Eukaryota; Viridiplantae; Streptophyta; Magnoliopsida; Proteales; Proteaceae. The transcript is spliced from 6 exons. Gene Ontology annotation, biological process: regulation of DNA-templated transcription. The coding region runs from base 650 to 2026 and encodes 458 amino acids. The record is from RefSeq and is a predicted model, not a curated record. Gene Ontology annotation, molecular function: transcription cis-regulatory region binding; DNA-binding transcription factor activity.